Messenger RNA from Drepanopeziza brunnea f. sp. 'multigermtubi' MB_m1, 603 nucleotides. RefSeq lists its product as uncharacterized. NCBI's taxonomy places the organism in Eukaryota, Fungi, Ascomycota, Leotiomycetes, Helotiales, Drepanopezizaceae. The record is from RefSeq and is a predicted model, not a curated record.
AUGGACACCUCAACGGCUCUUCCGGUGAUCGUAGGUCACCCGAUCUUGACAGGACGCUGGGACUACUUGGAAUGGGCUAGGAAUUACGAUUGCCUCGUCAAACAGCUUAAGAUGGAAAAGUACGCUUCUCCUCGCUUAGGAAUAGAGGAUCCUGCUCCAAAUAUCGAACACGAGAAGCCAGUUAUGAAGACCGCUUACCAGCUGAUCCAAGAGCUGGACCAGAAGCGUACCCAGGAGUACAACGUCGCCAACGCAGCAUGGAGUGAGCAAAAUCCAAAUGCUGCUCCUGACGACCCUCGCAGACCCCAGCCGCCAGCGAACGCAGUCUUCGAUGACAUUGAGGAAUACUACUUUGUAUUGGCAGAGGAAUACAAGCUUUUAAUGGAAAACUGGGAGAUCUUGCUGCGCAAAGGCAUUCGAAUCUUUAACUGGAUCAGCCAGACAGUGGAGGGGUCCAUCCUCCACGAAGCAAUGUUCGCUGCUAACCAGGAGAACAAUUACACAAUUCAGUUCUUGGUGGAGAAGCUCCGAGAGACAUGCCGACCAUCCGAUUCGAGCUUCAGAUUGGGCCUGGCGAGGGACAAAACAAAUCUCUGCAGAUAG